This is a messenger RNA of Brienomyrus brachyistius, 4547 nucleotides long. Its product is annotated as integrin beta-2-like. The record is from RefSeq and is a predicted model, not a curated record. The coding region runs from base 436 to 2781 and encodes 781 amino acids. Lineage: Eukaryota; Metazoa; Chordata; Actinopteri; Osteoglossiformes; Mormyridae. Gene Ontology annotation, cellular component: focal adhesion; cell surface; integrin complex. Gene Ontology annotation, molecular function: amyloid-beta binding; integrin binding. The transcript has 17 exons. Gene Ontology annotation, biological process: cell-matrix adhesion; cell migration; integrin-mediated signaling pathway.
AGGGACUUUGGUGAGGAGGAGGCAGAGAAAAAACUGGAGAAGCACAAGCGAACAGGCUUGAUAUGGUAUUGGACUGAGGGCCAGUUUAACCAGAGAAGGGCACUCCCUCCCCCAGUUAACCGGAGUAUUGCAGGGUUUUUAUUUUUCCUCGGUUUUGCUGGAUGUUCAUGAGGAGCUCAGUUAGACCAAGUGACAGUAACCAGUGCUAGCAAGCUAGUGGGAGAGUGGCUGGACUGGAAUUUGUGGCCCGGAACGGCGGACCAUCCACUUUGCGGGACUUAGAUAUGCUUCUCAUUACCUUGGAUGUGCGGUGCUCCUUUCCUGUUGGGGUGUAGAUCUCGUUUCGAGCCACAAAGCAGAUCAGUCAACUGCUACCCUCGUGCUUUGAUCGGAGGAAGGUCUACAGGAAGCUACAGAACUUAAUGCUCAAAGGAAAUGCAUCGAUGUCUGUAUCAUCAUCUCCUCUUUGGGAUUUCGGUGCUGGUUGUCAUGCAGUGGAGCCUCUGCAAGGAGGAAUGUAUAAAGAUAACUAUCAAGUCCUGCAGUGACUGCAUCCAAUCCGGCCGCUUCUGUGCCUGGUGCAAACAGCUGAAUUUCACCAAGCAGGGUGAUGGGGACUCAGUGCGAUGCGGCACACGAAAGGAGCUGCAGGAGAAAGGCUGUGAGGAGACAAACAUCAUCAAUCCAGAGAGCACUGCCCAUCCUAUGAAAAACAGACCCCUGAACACAAAGAGUGGUUCGACACAUAUCCAAGUACAGCCUCAGGAAGUCAAACUCACACUUAGACCAGGUAUGCCACACACCUUCUCAGUCAAGUUCAAACGCGCAGAAGAUUACCCAGUGGAUCUGUACUACUUGAUGGACCUCUCCUAUUCUAUGAAUGAUGAUCUACAAAACGUGAAGAAACUUGGAAAGUCUUUGCUAGCAGCUUUGAAGGAAACGACCAGCAAAGCACGCAUAGGUUUUGGGUCAUUUAUCGACAAGACUGUUCUGCCAUUCACGAACACCCACCCAGAAAAACUGCAAAAGCCAUGUCCAGAUGAAGAGAAGAAUUGCCGGCCCACAUUUGGAUACCAGCACGUGUUGAACCUGACGGACAGUGUGGAUACUUUUACCAAAACAGUGUCCAUCCAGAACAUCUCGGGGAAUCUAGACAGGCCAGAAGGAUCUCUCGAUGCCAUCAUGCAGGUGGCAGUCUGUGGGGACAGAAUCGGCUGGGGGAACAGCACCCGGCUGCUUGUAGUGGUUACAGACGAUGGAUUUCACAUGGCAGGUGAUGGGAAACUGGGCAGCAUUUUUGAACCGAACGACGGUCAGUGCCACCUGGAUGCAGACCAGUUGAACAGCAAAAACAAUGAAAUGGACUAUCCUUCUGUAGGGCAGGUGGCCACAAAGUUAGCAGAAAAUAACAUCCAGACCAUCUUUGCCGUCACUGAGAGAGUGGAAUAUGUGUAUAGAGCACUGACAAAGCUCAUUCCCAAGUCUGAAGUUGGCGCUCUCUCGAAUGACUCUAGCAACAUUGUGUUACUGAUCAAAGAAGCGUAUGAGAAACUGUCGUCAAAUGUGAUCUUGAGCCAUGAGGAGCUUCCAGAUGGUGUUACUGUCACCUAUACAUCAAACUGUGACGGUGGAGACGUUACAGACACAAUAGGGAGGUGUAACGAUGUCAAGCACGGUAUGGAGGUCAUUUUCAACGUGACAGUAACAGCAACACAGUGCAUGGAGGAGAAGAGCUUUCGCAUCCGAGCCCUGGGCUUUACAGACACAGUGACAGCGAAUGUGCUGACGCGCUGCGAGUGUGACUGUGAUGACAGCAUUCAUCGCGGUACCCAUAGUCACUGCAAUAAUAAGGGCGACGUCGUCUGCGGCACUUGCAGCUGCGAGAAAGGGUAUGCGGGACGGACCUGCCAGUGCGAGCUGAAGGAGUCGAGCCUGGAGCGGCAGAACGAGGCGUGUCGGCUGAAUAACGGCACAGAAUGCUCCGGCCAGGGGGAGUGUGUGUGCGGCCUCUGCGAGUGCCAUGCCAGCAAGGACGGCGUCCAAUUCUAUGGAACCUAUUGCGAGUGCAGCAACACCAGCUGUGAAUCCCACACCGGCAAGAUAUGCGCAGGGAAUGGGAGGUGUGACUGUGGCAAGUGCAUUUGCAACCCCGGGUAUGGGGGGUCGGCGUGCCAGUGCAAGGUGUCCCUGGAAGAGUGCAUGAAGAACAAGAGCACCGAGGUGGUGUGCAGUAAACGGGGAGAAUGCCAGUGCGGCAUCUGCAACUGCAAGGAAGGCUACGAACUGCCCUACUGUGAGGAAUGCACUGUCUGCAGCUCCCCCUGCUCCAAAUAUGCGAGCUGUAUUGAGUGUAGCGGUUUUGCAGCUGGCCCGUUACAAAAAAGCUGCCAAAGGAGUUGCACACAUCUCGUAAGUGUUACGAUGGUGGACAGUCUUAAAAGCAAAAGGCCCUGCAGAGAGAAGGACUCGCAGAACUGCUGGAUGACCUACGUGAUGAACGAGAUGGACGGCUUUGACAGAUAUGAAGUUCAGAUUCUGAAGCAGAGAGAAUGCCCACCACCACCGAACAUCGGGGCCAUAAUUGGAGGGACAUUUGCCAGUGUGGCCCUGAUUGGAAUAGUCAUCCUGCUCGUUGUCAAAGGCUUCAUUCAGUACCGUGACUUGGUGGAGUUCAGAAAGCACGAGGAAGAGCGUUUAAAGUCGAAGUGGUCUAACGAGGAUAAUGCUCUAUACAAAGCAGCAACAAGCACUGUCCAAAAUCCUUUUUACACCGGAGACUGAUGGACCAGUGGAACCCUCCUCCAGCGCUGAACAUACCUCCGAAAAUGUACAACAUAAAAUAAGAAUCGUUACUGUCACUACAUAGAUCGGCAGGAGAGCAGGACAGCACCGACGAUAUCCAAGAAGAAGGACAAUUCAAUAUAGAGAUGGAUGGACACAGAAAAACAAACAUAAAAAAGAGGAGACCAGAAAAAAUGGACGAACACAUCCCAGGUAGCAGAAAUAUACAGUAUGGACAGACUUUUUAAAGGAUUCAUAUAUUUCGAGUUUAUGAUGGAUAUUCCAGUUCCAUUCUGUUUUUCACUUUCAGUACAUUAUUCAGAAAAAUACUUGAGAUAUUCAACACUUUGGUAUAAAAUAGGAUUUGGUGUUAAUGAUUUUGCCCAACUGUAGGCUAAUGUAAGUUUUCUGAGUGUGUUUGAGGUAUGCUAGGCUAGGCUAUGAUAAUGCAUUUUCGCCUUACGAUAUUUUUGCUCAUGUUAAGCUUAUUAGAACGUAAUCCCAUCGUGACUUGGGCAGUGGCUGUUCAGUAUUUGUGUAACAGUGCGAAAUGUCAAAGAGGUGGAAAUUGCCGAGUGGAUUAUAACCAGAUCUAUGGAUGCUUUUGUACAUUGAUGUGGGGGGAGGUGUAUCAAUUUUAAAUAUGGGGGAGAUGGGGAGUUGCAGCAGUUAUGAGGAAAGAGCUGCUUUUGAUCUGAAUAUGAAUUUGAUAUGAAACCAUUUCUGUGGCUUCCGCAUCGCUGUGUCUUAAAGACAUGCAGUCUUGGAUGGUUCACAACUUCUGUGCUUCUCCUCAUCGAUUAUUUCAGGAUUUUCCUUUGCCGUUUCUUUGUUUUAAAUUGUAUUAUACCCAUCCAUCCAUUUUCCAAACUGCUUAUCCUACUGGGUCGCGGGGGGGGGGGGGGGGGGGGGGGGGUCCGGAGCCUAUUCCGGAAGCAAUGGGCAUGAGGCAGGGAACAACCCAGGAUGGGGGGCCAGCCCGUCGCAGGGCACACUCACACACCAUGCACUCACACAUUUACACCUACGGGCAAUUUAGUAACUCGAAUUAGCCGCAGCAUGUUUUUGGACUGUGGGGGGAAACCGGAGUACCUGGAGGAAACCCCACGACGACAUGAGGAGAACAUGCAAACUCCACACACAUGUGACCCAGGCGGAGACUCGAACCCUGGGCCCGGAGGUGUGAGGCAACAGUGCUAACCACUGCACCACUGUAUUAUACCAACCCUGUUGAAUUAUAUAUGUUCUAUAGAUCACCUGAUUUCUCUGUUUAUGUCAGCAAAUAUACUUGAUUUAUUUGGCAGCUAUUUUUAUCCUGAUGUUGUUGCUUUUAUACUGUGUAAAAAAAUUCAGAAAAUUAUAUGAUAUGAUAAAUGUAAAAAGAUAAAUGAAGUGAGGGCAUGUACCUGUUAAUGUUUUUCACGACAUAAAAUACUUCUUUUUGUUUUAUUUCCAUCCAUCCUGCUUAAACGUAAAUACAAAGUUGGUUUCGUUUGUGAAACUGUCGCCUCACUCCUCCAGGGUCAAGGAUUUGAAUCCCGUGUGUGUGUGUGUGUGUGUGUGUGUGUGCGUGUGUGUGUCUGUGUGUGUGUGUGUGUGUCUGUGUGUGUCUAUGUGAUGUGCGUGCGCGUGCAUGUGCGUGUUUUAAUAUUCUUCCCAUAUAGUGCAGGUUCCCCUCCCAUUUUUGGUGUAAGAGGUUGAAAAAUUGAUGGAUGUCUGCUAUGAGUACUAAAAAAAAGAUUAAAUUAUGAUUUCUGUAAAAAUGA